GCAGCCAUUAUGGCCGGCGCGGCAGCCCAACGAUUGGAAGAAGCCCAAGCCAGCCCCAGAAAUAUCAAGAAUUUACUAAAUCAAGCAAGAAGCCCGGAGGGCAGCGGCUGGGAGGGCUUCCGCAGUGUCCUUGAGGAGCUAGAGCCAACGCGGUCGCCGCCGUCGUCGACGGAAGACGACGCGUCGGCCUCGGACUCGGACGACGACGGCGAGGCCGCGGCCUGGUGGCGCCGCGAGCACGGCGCCGCCGCCGUCGACGCCCCGGCGCCGGCGGCCCGGAACCGGCCGGCCGCGGCCGACCGCCAGGACGACGCGCGCUGGGAGGGUCCCUUCGACGGUGGUGACCGCCAACCGCAACGACGACGGCCGCCACCAUCGUCAAAGCGGAAGACGCUCUACGACGUCCUCGGCGUCUCUAUCAAAGCGCCCCGCUCGGACGUCAAGGCGGCCUACCGCGCGCUCGCCCUGCGGCUCCACCCGGACAAGUGCGCCUCGCCAACGGCGAACGAGCGCUUCAAGGCGGUCCAGGAGGCCUACGCGACGCUCGGCGACCGGUCGAGGCGCGCGGCGUAUGACGCGUCGCUCUAA
Messenger RNA from Pelagomonas calceolata, 588 nucleotides. Lineage: Eukaryota; Pelagophyceae; Pelagomonadales; Pelagomonadaceae. The record is from the annotation of a GenBank genome assembly.